Messenger RNA from Trichoplusia ni (cabbage looper), 2025 nucleotides. Its product is annotated as tol-Pal system protein TolA-like. Lineage: Eukaryota; Metazoa; Arthropoda; Insecta; Lepidoptera; Noctuidae. Bases 182 to 940 code for a protein of 252 amino acids. The transcript has 3 exons. The record is from RefSeq and is a predicted model, not a curated record.
UUAGAACUAUCAAUGUCAUUCUGUCAAACCACCUGAUCGUGAUUUGUUUGUGUCACAAGUCCUGAGGAAAAAUUUCUUAUCCACCAUUCUAUGAAAGGAAAAAACUUAUGUAGUCUUUUAGGGCCGCGUGGGCAAUAUAAUAUUGCCGAUAUAAACUCGUAGGUUAACAAAUUGUGUAUAAAUGAGACUGUGGGUGUGUUUGUUGCUGACUUGUGCGUCAGUGUGGGGGUUCCCGGAGAGAAGAUCGGCAUUAGAUAAGCAGCCAGACUUGCCGCAGUUGGCCCAGCAACUGCAGGGCAAAAAGGACAAUAGAGUAAGGGAAACCCCGAGGGACUGUAAGGGAAAGUGCGCGUCAAGUAUAGCACAGAAAGCAGCUGCGGAAGCGAAAGCUGCACAAGCGGCACAAAACGCUGCAGGAGCCCAGGCAGCUCAUAUGGUAAAAACUCAACUAGCUGAGAAGGCAUUACAAGCAGCCAAAGCGGCUGAGGCUGCUCUUGCUGGCAAGCAAGCUGUGGUGGAACAACUGCAGCAAGAAGUGAAGGAGGCCGAGGCAGUUGUUGCGGAGAACACGGCUGCAGUGCAUCAGCAACAAGGGACUGUCAACGCUGCGGUGCAAGUUGCACAGCAAGCCACUGCUCAGCACAAGCUAAUGGUACAAGCUACUCAACUGGCCGCGCAACUAGAAAAGUCUGCGCACUGUGUAUUAGAAAAGACUAAAUUCGGUUUACAAGAGAAGUGUCACAACCUCUCGGAGGCGAGAGCAAGACUAGCGCACUUGCAACACAAGCUGCAGUGCGCAUGUGCGGAGUGUGCGGCGACCAAGCAAGCGGCGCACUGUGCGUGCGAGGCGGCGCGGGCGGCCUGCGGCAACGCGCGGCGGAAGAAGCACGUCGCCAACCAGCUCGCGAUAGCUUCCAAAGACAGUAAGCGAGGCCGAUGACUGACCAAGUAACGAAGUAUGGUUAAGUAAUUGAAAUACCAGAGUGGGUCAGGAAUCCAGAUUCAUUGGCGGAGUCCGCACAAAUUGGUAGAUUUAAGCAGUGUGCUUUAUUUUAUAGUUAUUUACGCUGUACAUACAAGGAAACAAAUUCUGCGCGCUCUGGAUUAGUUACCUGACUCGAUGGACUGUCGACACUAGACAUAGAAGCUAUGUCCGCCAAUGAAUCAAAUGCAAAGAGAUGGAACUAGUUCUAUCAUAAGUAACUUGUACAAAGUGUACUGGCUGGCUGUUAGAGCAGUUUGGCAACAGUUUUUGUCUCCCUCUGUACAUAUUGCUGUCAUUGACUUUUUGCGCAAAGCUUCACACUAUACUUACAAACCGAGGAAACGCGCCGAAGAAAUAGCUUUCAGUAUUGACUCUUCUAUGUACUAAGAACUCGAUACUUUUAGGCAAAAUGUGAAUCGAAAUUUCCGCUGAACGAGAACUUCAUCAACAAUAAUAUUUCUAACUGUCUAUGUUGCUAUAGGUACCUAGGUUAAUUAGUUAAAUAGGUGGUACUCAGUUGAAUUUGAAACUUAGCACACGUAUCAAGAAGAACCUGGAUUAUUUUGGAUGAAGACGUUUUUGAAAUUUUUGGCUUUUGAAUUAGUGACGAAGUACUGUAACUGACAGAAAGUAGGCUUACAGAUGUACAAUAGCAGCUUUUGCAUUUCAUUUUUAUAGGAAUGUAAAUAUUGUAUACUUACCGGACGACUUGUUUUCGAGAAUGUGUGGAUUGCGAUGAAUUUAUGAUACUUUUAGAUUAACUCGAUUUACUGUAGUUUUAUAAUUUGUGUGUUAAGACGUUCGACGUAUAAGCUUUUGAUAUGAUUGAUUUCGUUUAAGCUUCUGUUUAAUAUAGUAUGGAUCAUGUAAAUUGUGUUUCAUUUUCGCUAAAAGUUUUGUAAAGUUUGAAACUAUCGCUCUCUUAGAUACCGUGACACAGGCAUUGUUGGCAAAUAAAUUCGAUAAAUUUUGUUAUGAUGGUAAUCUGUUUCUUUGUACAUUUCAAGAAACUGGGUAUAAAUAUAUGGUGUAAAUAUAAA